AUGAAGGUCUUCAUGAUUUUAGCCAUUGCCGUCUUUUCAGGCUGCCAUGCCAAUGUGAUAAGGCAGGACCAGGCUCAGCCCAGUAUGGAGAUGGUAAAGGAUGCAUUCUGGGAUUAUGUAGCCAAAGCAACUCUAACAACUGAAGACAUUCUGCAGAAGAUCAAGGAAUCUGAAAUGGGACAUGAAGUCAAUACCAGGAUCUCUGAAAGCGCAGACGCUGUCAGCCAGUACGCAGUGUCCGUUCGUGGGCAAGUGUCUCCCCUGACCAAGGAGCUCCUGACCAACGUUUCGCAGCAGGCCGAGCAGCUGAAGGCGCGUCUGCAGCAGGACCUGAGCUCCGUGAAGUCUGAGCUCGAUCCGUACAUCGAGGAGCUAAAUUCGGAGAUCCAGCAGCAGGUGGAACAGCUCAAAAGGGACGUGGCUCCGUACACCGACUCUCUGCAGUCCGAAGAUAUGACGGCCACUCUGGUCCAGAAGAACGAGGAGCUGAGGAUGAACCUGCAGAAGAGCAUGAGCAAGCUUCAAGCCCAGCUGGAACCCCAGGCAGAGGAGGUGAAGCAAAAGCUGGAGCAGCAUCUGCAGGACUUCCAGAAGAGCUUGGCUCCAUUUGUCCCAAGUAGUGAGGAAGUGCACCAGAAGCUGGACCCUUUCGCCCAUGACCUGAAGACCCAACUGACUGCACUGUGGGAGUCCUUCACCAAAAAUACCCAGUAA
This is a messenger RNA of Trichomycterus rosablanca, 714 nucleotides long. RefSeq names its product apolipoprotein A-IV a (gene apoa4a). Gene Ontology annotation, molecular function: phosphatidylcholine-sterol O-acyltransferase activator activity; phospholipid binding. Gene Ontology annotation, cellular component: blood microparticle; high-density lipoprotein particle; chylomicron. The coding region runs from base 1 to 714 and encodes 237 amino acids. NCBI's taxonomy places the organism in Eukaryota, Metazoa, Chordata, Actinopteri, Siluriformes, Trichomycteridae. The record is from RefSeq and is a predicted model, not a curated record. Gene Ontology annotation, biological process: very-low-density lipoprotein particle remodeling; cholesterol homeostasis; triglyceride homeostasis. The transcript has 3 exons.